Messenger RNA from Pocillopora meandrina, 4965 nucleotides. The record is from the annotation of a GenBank genome assembly. NCBI's taxonomy places the organism in Eukaryota, Metazoa, Cnidaria, Anthozoa, Scleractinia, Pocilloporidae.
AACCUAGGUACUGUGUUUCUGUGGCUUGGCCAAUACGACAAGGCUAAAGAGUAUCUCCAAAAAGCGCUUGUCAUAAGAACUGAAAUCGGCGACAGAGAAGGAGAAGCAACUGACUACAGAAACCUAGGUACUGUGUUUCUGUUCAUUGGCAAAUACGACAAGGCUAAAGAGUAUCUCAAAAAAGCGCUUGUCAUCAUAACUGAGAUUGGCGACAGAAAAGGGGAAGCAUUAUGUUAUGGAAACCUAGGUACUGUCUUUGAGUCGCUUGGCCAAUACAACAAGGCUAAAGAGUAUCUCCAAAAAGCGCUUGUCAUCAUUAUUGAAAUUGGCAACAGAGAAGGGGAAGCAUCAUGUUAUGGCAUCCUAGGUACUGUGUUUGAAUCGCUCGGCCAAUACGACAAGGCUAAAGAGUAUCUCCAAAAAGCGCUUGUUAUCAUAACUGAAAUUGGCGACAGAAAAGGGGAAGCAUUAUGCUGUGAAAACCUAGGUACUGUGUUUGAGUCGCUUGGCCAAUACAACAAGGCUAAAGAGUAUCUUCAAAAAGCGCUUGUCGUCAUAAUUGAAAUUGGCGACAGAAGAGGGGAAGCAUCAUGUUAUGGAAACCUAAGUAAUAUGUUUAAGUUGCUUGGCCAAUACGACAAGGCUAAAGAGUACCUCCAAAGGGUGCUUGUCAUCAGAACUGAAAUUGGCGACCGACAAGGGGAAGCAUCAUGUUAUGGAAAUCUAGGUACUGUGUUUGAGUCGCUUGGCCAAUACCACAAGGCUAAAGAGUUUCUCCAAAAAGCGCUUGUCAUCAGAACUGAAAUUGACGACAAGGAAGGGGAGGCAACUGACUACGGAAACCUAGGUACUGUGUUUUAUUCGCUUGGCCAAUACGGCAAGGCUAAAGAGUAUCUCCAAAAAGCGCUGGUCAUCAUAGCUGAAAUUGGCGACAGAAAAGGGGAAGCAUCAUGUUAUGGAAACCUAGGUGCUGUGUUUGAGUCACUUGGCCAAUACGGCAAGGCUAAAGAGUAUCUCAAAAAAGCGCUUGUCAUCAUAGCUGAAAUUGGCGACAGAAAAGGGGAAGCAUCAUGUUAUGGAAACCUAGGUACUGUGUUUAAGUCGCUUGGCCAAUACGACAAAGCUAAAGAGUAUCUCCAAAAAGCGCUUGUUAUCAGAACUGAAAUUGGCGACAGAAAAGGGGAAGCAUCAUGCUAUGGAAACCUAGGCACUGUUUUUCUGUCGCUUGGCCAAUACGACAAGGCUAAAGACUAUCUCCAAAAAGCGCUUGUCACAACAACUGACAUUGGCGACAGAAACGGGGAGGCAACUAACUACGGAAACCUAGGUACUAUGUAUGAGUUGCUUGGCCAAUACGAAAAGGCUAAAGAGUAUCUCCAAACAGCGCUUGUCAUCAGAACUGAAAUUGGCGACAAGAAAGGGGAGGCAACCGACUACAGAAACCUAAGUACUGUGUUUCAGUCGAUUGGCCAAUACGACAAGGCUCUAGAGUAUCUCCAAAAAGCGCUUGUCGUCACAACUGAAAUUGGCCACAGACAAGGGGAAGCAUCAUGUUAUGGAAUCCUAGGUACUGUAUUUCAGUCGAUUGGCCAAUACAACAAGGCUAAAGAGUAUCUCCAAAAAGCGCUUGUCAUCAGAACUGAAAUUGGCGACAGACAUGGGGAAGGAACUGACUACGGAAACCUAAGUACUGUGUUUCAGUCGAUUGGCCAAUACGACAAGGCUCUAGAGUAUCUCCAAAAAGCGCUUGUCAUCGCAACUGAAAUUGGCCACAGACAAGGGGAAGCAUCAUGUUAUGGAAUCCUAGGUACUGUAUUUCUGUCGCUCGGCCAAUACGACAAGGCUAAAGAGUAUUUCCAAAAAGCGCUUGUCAUUAUGACUGAAAUUGGCGACAGAAAAGGGGAAGCAACAUGUUUUGGAAACCUGAGCAAUGUGUGUAAGUUGAUUGGCCAAUAUGACAAGGCUAAAGAGUAUCUCAAAAAAGCGCUUGUCAUCAUAGCUGAAAUUGGCGACAAAAAAGGGGAAGCAUCAUGUUAUGGAAACCUAGCUACUAUGUUUAAGUCGCUAGGCCAGUACGACGAGGCUAUAGAGUAUCUCCAAAAAGCGCUUGUUAUCCGAACUGAAAUUGGCGACAGAAAAGGGGAAGCAUCAUGUUAUGGAAACCUAGGCACUGUGUUUCUGUCGCUUGGCCAAUAUAUCAAGGCUAAUGACUAUCUCCAAAAAGGGCUUGUGAUCACAACUGACAUUGGUGACAGAAACGGGGAGGCAACUAACUGCGGAAACCUAGGUACUGUGUAUGAGUUGCUUGGCCAAUACGAAAAGGCUAAAGAGUAUCUCCAAAAAGCGCUUGUCAUCAGAACUGAAAUUGGCGACAAGAAAGGGGAGGCAACUGACUGCGGAAACCUAGGUAAUGUGUUUCAGUCGAUUGGCCAAUACGACAAGGCUCUAGAGUAUCUCCAAAAAGCGCUUGUCAUCACAACUGAAAUUGGCCACAGACAAGGGGAAGCAUCAUGUUAUGGAAUCCUAGGUACUGUGUUUAUGUCGCUUGGCCAAUACGGCAAGGCUAAAGAGUAUCUCCAAAAAGCGUUUGUCAUCAUAGCUGAAAUUGGCGACAGAAAAGGGGAAGCAUCAUGUUAUGGAAACCUAAGUACUGUGUUUCUGUGGCUUGGCCAAUACGACAAGGCUAAAGUGUAUCUCCAAAAAGCGCUUGUCAUCAGAACUGAUAUUGGCGACAGAGAAGGGGAGGCAACUGACUACGGAAACUUAGGUGCUGUGUUUAAGUCGCUUGGCCAAUACAGCAAGGCUAAAGAGUAUCUCCAAAAAGCGCUUGUCAUCAGAACUGACAUUGGCGACAGAAAAGGGGAAGCAUCAUCUUAUGGAAACCUUGGUACCGUGUUGCUGUCGCUUGGCCAAUACGACAAGGCUAAAGAGUAUAUCCAAAAAGCGCUUGUGAUCAGAGUUGAAAUUGGCGACAAGGAAGGGGAGGCAACUGACUACGGAAACCUAAGUACUCUGUUUCUGUCGCUCGGCCAAUACGAGAAGGCUAAAGAGUAUCUCGAAAAAGUGCUUGUCAUCAGAACUGAAAUUGGCAACAGAAAAGGGGAAGCCUUAUGUUAUGGAAACCUAGGUGCUGUGUUUCUGUCGCUUGGCGAAUACGACAAGGCUAAAGAGUAUCUUCAAAAAGCGCUUGUCAUCAGAACUGAAAUUGGCGACAGAAAUGGGGAGGCAACUGUCUACGGAAACCUAAGUACAGUGUUUCUAUCGCUCGGGCAAUAUGACAAUGCUAAACAGUAUCUUCAAAAAGCAGUUGUCAUUACAACUGAAAUUGGUAAUAAGGAAGGGGAAGCAGUACAUCUUACAAACCUUGGAGGAGUGUUUAGAACUGUUGGUGAUUAUGAAGCUUCGGAAGUAUGUUUGGAGAAAGCUUUAUUCGUAUCCAGAGAUAUUGGAGCUGGAAGAACAGAGUUCGAAAUCCUUAGAGGUUACGCCAUUUUGUAUUUAUUUCAAAAUAAAAUCAAAGAUUCUCUGUCGUGUCUUCGUCUGUGCAUUGAAAAGUAUGAGGAGCUGAGAUAUUUUUUGGGCGCCAAUGAUCAGUUCAAAACAUCAUUUCUGGAGCACUCAGGAAUAUUUCCCUACAAGCUGCUUUGUACUUUGCUCUGUUACACCGGAAAUGCUUGGGAUGCUCUUUAUGUUGAAGAGUUGAGUCGAGCUAGAGGCCUAUCAGACUUAAUGGCAGAGAAGUACUCGGUUGAAACGCACAUCUUUGCCAAUUCACAAUCUUGGUUUGGCAUUGAGAACAUUUUAAGAAAGAAAAAUAACUGUACUUGUCUGUACAUUUCUUAUUUUCAGAAUCGUCUGCAUUUGUGGAUCUUGAAAACAAGUGGAGUCCUUCACUAUAAAAGAAUGUCACUAGAAGAGAAUCUAGUUCAGGCUGGGUUGCCCAAAGAUUUGUCUUUGAGUCAAUUUUUGGAUGAUAAUUUCCGGAGUCUUGGUAUUUUGCCCCCUAAAGAUUGUGAAGAUCGGUCUUUAAAUACGAUUAAAGUGCAACCUCUCUCCCCCGCACAAAAGAGCUCAGCAACAUUGCGACUCGUGGAGGAGGAUGAGGACAAGGAGGUCAUUUCAAGUCUAUCUUUGUGUUACAAAAUUUUUAUUGCUCCCGUUUAUGAUUUGCUUGAGGGGCCUGAAGUCAUCAUCGUUCCUGACCGCAGUUUGUACAAAGUUCCCUUUGCUGCACUGAGUGAAAAGGAGGGAGCCGGAUACCUCUCGGAGACUCAUAGGAUCCGUGUCAUUCCUUCUUUGACAACACUCAAGAUUAUUGAAGAUAGUCCGGAGGGCUAUCACAGCAACACUGGUGCCUUGAUAAUAGGCAAUCCCAAGGUUAAUUGGCUACCGCAAUUGCCAUUUGCAAGAAAGGAAGCGGAGAUGGUUGGACGACUGAUGCGUGUUCCGCCUCUGCUAGAAGAGAAAGCAACCAAGCAGGCGGUGCUUGAGCGGAUAGGUUCAGUGAGCCUGAUACAUUUUGCUGCCCAUGGCAACGCCCAAAGAGGAGAAAUUGCCCUCUCCCCCAUUCCUAUUCUCAACAGUCAAAAUGCUAUCCCACCACAGGAAGCUUACAUGUUGACGAUGGCUGAUGUCUCACGAGUGAAAGUUAGAGCUAAACUGGUGGUACUUAGCUGCUGUCACAGUGGAAGAGGUGAGAUAACAGCCGAGGGAGUGAUAGGAAUUGCCCGUGCGUUCUUAGGAUCUGGUGCUCGCUCGGUGUUAGCUGCGCUGUGGGCCAUUCCAGACUUAGCAACGGAGCAGCUGAUGAAUCGGUUCUACAAACACCUUGUUGAAGGAGAAAGUGCCAGUGAAUCCCUUCAUCAAGCCAUGAAGUGGAUGAGAAAAAACGGCUCGAGAAAAAUGUCUGAUUGGGCUUCGUUUACGCUGAUUGGAGAUGAUGUGAGGCUCGAGUUUGACCCUGAA